AGAGCUGCUUGCAGAUGUUGGCAUCUGCUCUGAGUGGAAAUGUGGAGUCCUGAUAGGGCGCUCGUCUUUGCUUUGGUAACUGCAUCACACCUCACGCCUGGGCAUGUCUUGGGUCAGGAUCAGUUGUUCUGCCAAAGAACAGAUCCUGACUGUCACAGCCAUGACAGCCGGCUGUUCACAAACUCUGUCAAGCCUCAAUGGAAUAAGAAUAUGACAGACCUCACGCACAGCCUGGGACAGUUCAGAGUCAGUUGCAAUAAACUAAUAGAAUCAUUCCCUAUUGAUGAGAUUGAUGGCAACUUUGUUCGCUCUGUGAGGAACUGCAUAUUUUCCAAAUCCAUUCCAACCCCCCUGAAAGGCCCAUUACGGCUCGCGGCAGUGUCUAAGGAUGCCAUAGAGAAGAUCCUAAAUUUAGAUGUGGCUGUAACACAGUCAGAGGAUUUUCUGCUUUAUGCAAGCGGCACCAAAGUGCUGCCUGGGUCCGUGCCCAUUGCUCACAGAUAUGGAGGUCAUCAGUUUGGUUACUGGGCAGGUCAGCUGGGUGAUGGCCGAGCACAUUUACUUGGCCAAUAUUUAAACAGAAAAGGAGAAACAUGGGAACUGCAGCUCAAAGGCUCUGGGAAAACUCCAUAUUCAAGGUCCGGUGAUGGCCGGGCUGUAAUCCGCUCCUCUGUCAGGGAGUUCCUGUGCAGUGAGGCGAUGUAUUUCCUCGGUGUUCCCACCAGCAGAGCUGUCAGUCUGAUUGUAAGUGAGGAGCCAGUUUUGAGGGAUCCGUUCUACAACGGAAAGCUAAAAACAGAGCGAGGAGCUGUUGUGCUCCGGCUGGCCAAGUCCUGGUUUCGGAUCGGAUCUUUAGAAAUCCUGGCUGAAAGUGGAGAAAUAGAUCUUCUGAGGAAGCUGCUGAAUUUCAUAAUCAAAGAACACUUUUCAUUUAUUGGACCAGAUGACCCAGAAAAAUAUUUGGUGUUUUAUUCCAGGGUUGUAAAUGAGACAGCCCAUCUGAUUGCACAGUGGAUUUCAGUGGGGUUUGCACAUGGUGUGUGCAACACAGACAACUUCAGCCUACUUUCCAUCACCAUUGACUACGGACCGUUUGGCUUCAUGGAGUCAUACGAUCCUAAUUUUGUUCCCAACACGUCUGAUGAUGAGGGCAGAUACAGAAUAGGAAAUCAGGCUGAGGUCGGCCUGUUCAACCUGGAGAAGCUCUUGGUGGCUCUGAGCCCUGUGCUCACACAACAACAGCAGAAACAGGCUAAAAUUGCUCUAAAAGGGUUCGUUGACAUUUACCAGAUGAGAAUUCACCAGUUAUUUAAAGCAAAACUGGGGCUUCUUGGUGAAGAGGAGGACGAUAACUACCUCAUUGCCUUUCUGCUUAAGAUGAUGGAGGACACAGGGUCAGACUUCACCAUGACAUUCAGGCAGCUCAGCGAAGUGUCAGCCAAUCAGCUUCGCAGCAGGGACUUCUCAGAUAUAUGGGCUAUUGCUGACUUGUCAUCACACAAGCUUUUUUCUGAUUGGAUCAACACGUACCUGAUGCGGAUCAGCAGGCAACAGAGUGAUUUGGAUCGUCAAAACCGGAUGAAAAGUGUAAAUCCAAGAUACGUGCUGAGGAACUGGAUGGCAGAGUCGGCUAUAAGGAAAGCUGAAAUGAAUGAUUUUUCAGAGGUGGAGCAGCUGCUCCGCGUCCUGUCCUCUCCCUUUGUUACACAAGUCGCCGCAGAGGAGGCGGGCUAUGCAGCCAGACCUCCACGGUGGGCUGACAGCUUAAAGGUCAGCUGUUCUUCAUGAGUGAAACAGAAAAAUAGUUCAACCUUCACAGAUCAGAACGAACCUGUAGCAGAUUCUGAGGUAUUGUGUCCAUGUUUGAGGGGAUUUCCGUGAAGGUCAUGGCUGCUCUUUUUCCUGUGCUGUGUGGAUAUGUGCUGAUCUGCUCACAACAGCUUUUGUCCUCAGGCUGUGAGACUA
This is a messenger RNA of Menidia menidia (Atlantic silverside), 1965 nucleotides long. The record is from the annotation of a GenBank genome assembly. NCBI's taxonomy places the organism in Eukaryota, Metazoa, Chordata, Actinopteri, Atheriniformes, Atherinopsidae.